Messenger RNA from Styela clava, 3603 nucleotides. RefSeq names its product all-trans-retinol 13,14-reductase-like. NCBI's taxonomy places the organism in Eukaryota, Metazoa, Chordata, Ascidiacea, Stolidobranchia, Styelidae. The record is from RefSeq and is a predicted model, not a curated record.
UUCAAUUAUUUACAGGAUUUUUUGUUUCAUAAUGUUCGUUGUGUGAGACUGUUUUACUGCCCUAUACUGUUGACAAGCUGCUAGUCAUUUCAUUGCUGAUAUUCAACUGUGGAAUUUAAACUUGAAAUAAAGUGAAAUUACGUAAUAAAUUCAUGAAUAUGGUGUUUGGUAUUGUAGAAAUUAUUAUUGCUAUCGUUGCAAUUGCUUUUCUUUACGCAUUGAAAGUAUGGAAGAACUUCGCUAAAAAUCCAUUUUAUGAUGACUUCGUUCGUUCCCCCGAUCCAGUGGUUGUUGAUCAAUCAAAAAGGGACAAGGUCCUGAAAGUUGGAUUCAAAGUUGAAAAAAUUCCCGCAGAUCCAGAUGCAAUCAUUAUUGGUAGCGGAAUGGGAGGUCUUAUGUGUGCAGCUUGUUUAUCAAGGGCAGGAAAAAAGGUUUUGGUACUUGAACAACAUGACAGAGCUGGUGGAAGCACUCAUACCUUUGAAGAAAAAGGAUUUGAAUUUGAUGUUGGUCUUCAUUAUGUCGGAGAAAUGUAUGAUGGAUCGAUGAAUCAUACUUUAUUUGAUGUAAUGACAGAUGGGCAGCUUGUAUGGGAGAUGACCGACAAAGAAUUUGAUACAAUCAUGUUGAAAAUGAAAGAUGGGACGUCAAAAGCAUUCAAGAUGAAAGCCGGAGAAGGUGAAUAUGAACAAAAUUUGAUAAACCAAUUUCCAAAAGAAGAAAAAGCAAUUACUGAGUUUGUGAAGUUGAUUAAUCAAAGUUCUGAUUCUGUUGUUGGAUAUGCUCUAAUGAAAAUGCUUCCCAUAUGGUUAUUGAACUUUCUCAUGAAAACAGGGCUGUAUAAUUUACUUUAUAGUAGAUAUGACAAAAUGACUAAAACCAGUGCCAAGCAAAUAUUGGAUGAGUUGACUGACAAUGAAGAAUUGAAAGGAGUACUUGGAUAUGCAUUUGGUGAUUAUGGUACAUUUCCUUCUGAUGCUCCAUUUUUAAUGCAUGGAAUAUUGAUGAAACAUUUUUAUAACGGUGCUUACUAUCCAAGAGGUGGUUCCAGUGAAUUAGCUUUCAAUAUGAUACCUGGAAUUGUACGGAGUGGUGGAGCAGUUUUGGUUCGUGCACCUGUCAGUAAAAUUAUAUUCGAAAAUGGACGCGCAACUGGUGUUUGUGUGUCAAAGAAUGGAAUUGAUCAUGAAAUUAAGGCUCCCAUUGUGGUUUCAACUGCUGGUGUUUUCAACACAUAUCAAAACCUGAUACCAAAAGAUAUACUUGUUAAAUAUGGUGUGGAAAACAUAUGUGAUAAAUUUGAUAGAGGGUUGGCUUGCUUUCAAACACUCGUUGGCUUGAAAGGAACGACAGAAGAAUUGGGAUUGAAACGUUGUAACUACUGGAUGUAUGGCGAUGUGAAUGGGGAAAAGGCAAUGAGAGAAUACUUGUCUAUGCCACGUGAAGAUGCAGCAAAUGCUGAUUUACCAAUCGCUUUUGUUUCAUUUCCUUCUGCUAAAGAUUCAACGUGGAAAAUGAGGCAUCCAGGGAAAUCUGUUUGUGUUAUUGUUACACUUUUGAACUGGGAGUGGUUUGAAGAAUGGGAAAAUGAGAGAGUCAUGAAACGAGGUAACGUUUAUAAUGAUUUGAAAAAAUCAUUCCAAGAUCAAGUUUGGAAAAAAGUUUUGGAGAUCUAUCCACAACUAGAAGAUAAGGUAGAAUACAUUGAUAGUGGAACUCCACUCAGUCAUAAAUAUUAUCUUGGAUCUCCUAAAGGUGAUAUUUAUGGAAUAGAUCACACAAUGAGAAGAUUUCAGAAAGAAUUAGGAAUAGGUUUACGUCCUGAGACAGAGAUACCUGGGUUGUAUUUGUCAGGUCAAGAUACAUUUACUUGUGGAAUAAUGGGAGCUGCUACAUCUGGUAUUGUAACCUCUGGAGCAAUACUCGGAAGAAAUCAUUUUCUGGAUUUAUAUGGGUUAAUGGCUCGGAGAAAAAUAAUCCAGUUUUUGAAGAAAAUGAAGUAGUUUUGUCUCUGUCUUUAUAGUUGUUGUAAAUUAAUACGUACUGUGUAAUUCUGUUUCUAUAAUGUGAAAGAGAUUUAGUCGUAAGAGUGCUAGACAUUAUUUUAUGCAGGGUAGCUAACAUUUCAAUGUCAAUCGUGGGAAAAUCAAAUUUCAACAUUGCUUAUUUUCAUUUUGAAUGUUGUGAUUUGAUAUGUAAUAUGAAUAAAGAAUAUUGCUACUGAUUAAAUGCAUUACAUAGUUCAUUUUUUUUAAAUUUUACCCAGGUAAUCUCUUACGGUACAGUGCAUUGUAUGUAUUUUUGUUCGAUUAUUCUUUUAUUGAAUGUGCACAGCAUUUGACAGUUUACACUAGCCAAAUUUAAAUAAGUGUUCCUCAAUUGAAUUGUUAUUUUUUACCUCGGUACAUGCACCCUCAUGUUUAUGACGUGCAUAUUUCCCAAGGUGCUCAUUAAACUGAAUCAUACUCCUUAUUUCAUCCCAAUUUACUAUAGAUUAGGUAAGCAUUUGUUUCGCUUCAAAAAGUUGUUCAUAAACUGCAAUUUAUGAAUUGCUAUAUUUUUUGAACAAGGUCUUCAUAUAUAUAGAGAGAAUUUUAAUAUUGUACAAACUGUUGGAUGAUUUAAAUAUUGAAUAAUUCCAAUUGAUCCGUUAAGCAUUAAAGUCUUGUUCUGUGAUUUAAAAUAUAGUGAGGUUUCAAUGUCCAAAUACCGUGUUUUCCCGAAAAUAAGACCUAGCCUGAAUUUUAAAAAUGAUUUUUUAUAAGCCCUUUUCUUAAAAUAAAACCUACCGUAGUCCAUAGUGCGAAAUUUUUUUUAAUAAAAAAAGUUUUUUUAUAAUUGAAUGGAUAUCUUUUUCAUCAUUUGUAUAUUUGAAAAUUUCAUAAUUCUCUACUUUGCAAUUUUGUUUUCAAUAAAUGAAAAUAAAAGACAGCUCUCAAAAUAAGCCCUACUGCUAUUUUUCGAAAUUUUUUUCAAAUAAGACCCAGUCUCAUUUCUGAGGAAACACGGUAUUAAAUAUUGCCUGAAAUAGCUGAAAAUCCUUCAAUAAAACCUCUCAUGCAAUAUCAAUUUUAAAUUUUGCCUAAACCAAUUUAUUUGGACAUUCUUGUGAAUCAUAUCUGUGCUAAUAUAUUAAUGGUAUUAGCUAUUAUUUAUUUCUCAUAUUUAAUUUAUUUCUUUAGAUAUGUACUAAAUUUAUCAUAUGGAACAGUUACUACUAAAAGUGUUAUAUUAUCAUCAUAUUGCCAUAAACUGCAUGAUUUUGUUUUUUCCCUACUUAGUGAUAGAUACAUAACAUAUUGCAAGUUAAUAAUAUGCAAUUACUCUUAUUUCAAACAUUUUUUGCAACAUAUAAAUGGUACUUAGACUAGUCAUAUUAGCAUAGUGUUUAACCUCGUUCUUCAACGCCAAAUUUUAUGUAAUUUUAUAGAAAUUGGUACUGUUUUUGUAUAAUAUUCUUUAUUGGUAUUUUUGUUUUGAUUUUUCUCUUGAUUUAUGUGUUAUUGGUUGUAUUCAUAUCUUGAUUAUCGUGUUAACAAUUCUGAAUCUAUAAGUACAUUUAAUAAAAUCGUAGUGAAUAUAGCAUGUCAAAAUUUUGUUGUA